Messenger RNA from Hipposideros armiger (great roundleaf bat), 1313 nucleotides. Its product is annotated as A disintegrin and metalloproteinase with thrombospondin motifs 19-like. The transcript is spliced from 6 exons. Gene Ontology annotation, molecular function: metallopeptidase activity. The annotation marks the transcript as partial. Lineage: Eukaryota; Metazoa; Chordata; Mammalia; Chiroptera; Hipposideridae. The record is from RefSeq and is a predicted model, not a curated record.
AUGCGCCUGGCUCACCUCUGCUGCUGCUGCCUCCUUUACCAGCUAGGGGUCUUGUCGCAUGGGACCGUUUCAGGGCUGCAGUUCGCCCCCGACCGCGAGGAGUGGGAAGUCGUGUUUCCUGCACUCUGGCGCCGGGAGCCGGUGGACGCGGCUGGCGGCAGCGGGGGCAGCGCCGACUCAGGCUGGGUGCGCGGCGUUGGCGGCGGCGGCGGAGGCGCCCGGGCGCAGGCAGCCGGCAGUUCCCGCGAGGUGCGCUCUGUGGCCCCGGCGCCGCUCGAGGAGCCCGCCGAGGGCCCGUCUGAGCCCCGGCCCCGGCCCCCACCGCCUCCAGGGGGCGAGGAGGAUGAGGAGCUCGAGUCUCAGGAGCUGCCGCGGGGAUCCGGUGGGGCUGCCGCCCUGUCCCCAGGCGCCCCGGCCUCGUGGCAGCCUCCGCCACCCCCACAGCCGCCCCCGUCUCCGCCCCCGGCCCAGCAAGCCGAGCCGGAAGGCGACGAGGUGCUGCUGCGGAUUCCGGCCUUCUCCCGGGACCUCUACCUGCUGCUCCGGAGAGACGGCCGCUUCCUGGCACCGCGCUUCGCGGUGGAACAGCGACCGAGUCCGGGCCCCGGCCCCACGCGGGCAGCAGCAGCCCCGCGCCCACCCGCGCCGCCCGACGCCGCCUGCUUCUACACCGGAGCGGUGCUGCGGCACCCGGGCUCACUGGCCUCUUUCAGCACCUGUGGAGGUGGCCUGAUGGGAUUUAUACAGCUCAAUGAGGACUUCAUAUUUAUUGAACCACUCAAUGAUACAAUGGCCAUAACGGGUCACCCACACCGUGUAUAUAGGCAGAAAAGGUCCAUGGAGGAGAAAGUCACAGAGAAGUCGACUCCUCAUAGCCAUUACUGUGGUGUCAUUUCAGAUAAAGGAAGACCUAGAUCUAAAAAAAUAACAGAAAGUGGAAGAGGGAAACGCUAUUCAUACAAAUUACCUCAAGAAUACAACAUAGAGACUGUAGUGGUUGCAGACCCAGCAAUGGUUUCCUAUCAUGGAGCAGAUGCAGCCAGGAGAUUCAUUCUAACCAUCUUAAAUAUGGUUUUUAACCUUUUCCAACACAAGAGUCUUGGUGUGCAGGUCAAUCUUCGUGUGAUAAAGCUUAUUCUGCUCCAUGAAACUCCAGCAGAUCUCUAUAUUGGGCACCAUGGAGAGAAAAUGCUGGAAAGCUUUUGUAAGUGGCAACAUGAAGAAUUUGGCAAAAAGAAUGACAUACAUUUAGAGAUGUCGACAAGCUGGGGCGAGGACAUGACUUCUGUGGAUGCCGCCAUUCUUAUAACAAG